This is a messenger RNA of Salarias fasciatus (jewelled blenny), 1540 nucleotides long. RefSeq names its product LY6/PLAUR domain containing 6 (gene lypd6). Gene Ontology annotation, molecular function: acetylcholine receptor inhibitor activity. The transcript is spliced from 5 exons. NCBI's taxonomy places the organism in Eukaryota, Metazoa, Chordata, Actinopteri, Blenniiformes, Blenniidae. Gene Ontology annotation, biological process: positive regulation of canonical Wnt signaling pathway. The record is from RefSeq and is a predicted model, not a curated record. The coding region runs from base 314 to 847 and encodes 177 amino acids.
GAGCCAGCCGCCGCCCACCGGCCCGUCCCGGCCAAUGGGAGGCGGCCUGCCGCUCCGGAGGCUCCGUGUCCCGGGCUGUCAGCGGAGAGCCUGCCUCCCUCAGCCCCGACACACUGCGCCUAGUCCGAGCCGAGCCGAGCCGACCGGACCCGCCGAUGGGACCGGAGUGACCCCCGAGGCGGGGAGGGACGCAGCGGGAGCAGCGCUUCCAGGCCGGGGGAGCUUUCUUCAGCCCGCCGGGGAUCCUGAGACACUUUGACAGCCGGAACCUCCGUUCAAAACAGCUGCAUGUGUGGCGCGCUGACCUCCAGUGAUGGAGCCCCGGCCCGCCGUGGCCUGGGUCCUGCUGCUGACCGUCAUCCUGGACCUGCUGAAGGCCACACACAGCAGGGACUUCUCUGAACAGGACAUCGUAUACCUCCACCCGUCCACCACUCCCUUCCCUGGUGGGUUCAAGUGUUUCACCUGUGAAGACGCACCGGACAACUUCCAGUGUAACCGCUGGGCGCCGGACGUGUACUGCCCCCGAGAAGCUAAGUACUGCUACACGCGCCACAUGAUGGACGCGGACGGAGGCAGCGUGUCCGUGACCAAACGCUGCGCGGCUGUGGAGGACUGUCUGUCGUCUGGAUGCUCGGCGACGCAACACGACGGAAGCCAGGUCUUCCUCCAGAUGUGCUCCGCCUGCUGCGAGGGAAACAUCUGCAACUUGUCGGUUCCCUGGAAUCAGACGGACGCCGUCUUCACGGCCACGUCGUCCCUCAGCAGCGGCGCAGGACGUCCCCGGAGCCGCGGGGUGGCGGCGGCGCUCGUCAGCGCUUCGCUCAUCAUGUGCAGGACGGUGUGAGGCCCGCCGGGGACCGCCGGGUCCUUCAGUCCAGAACCUCCAUGAGCUGAACGGAAGCUUUCUUCCAUGUUUCGUCUCCAUAAUCCAGGAGCGUCUAAACAUCAUCAUGAAGUUGAUUUAUCUCAUUGAUUCCAUUUAAAGAGUUAAACUCAAAGAUUCUUCACACGAUAUUGUGGAAAAGUUGAAUAUUGAUGAUCUGUGAAGGUUUACUGAGAAUUUAAAUGCUCUCAGUUUGACUGACCUCUGAGGAGCGUAGGGACUGAGCAUUUCAUUAGAACUGAAUUCAUCCUCUGCAGUCAUGAUGAAUCAUGAGUUUCACUCUGAAUGGAAUCACGGAGAUGACUGAUGAUUUUGUUUUUGCAUGUUAUUAAUCUGCUGUCUUUGUGUAUUUGCUGUUGGUUGACGUUUGAGGCCGUAACUGAGUGCAUGUUCAGAGUAUUUAUUUUUCUAUCCGAGUACAGUGACCUGUGAGUCUUAGCUGUAGAUUAUCAGGUUUAACCUUCAUUCUUAUUCCUAAAAUCAACUUUCUGACUCCUUUCUAAUUUAUUUGCAGUGAACAUUCGAAGGGCUGGAAAGUGUUUCAUGUUAUUUGAUGUCGACAUUUUGUAUCAAAAUCUUCUUCUUACAUUUGUUACGUGUUUUUAUCAACAAUAAAGAAAAUGUUCGCUUUUAAAACUGAACUAAUAAAACGGA